This is a messenger RNA of Rattus rattus (black rat), 4240 nucleotides long. It is a transcript of the gene Xcr1, whose product is annotated as X-C motif chemokine receptor 1. Lineage: Eukaryota; Metazoa; Chordata; Mammalia; Rodentia; Muridae. The record is from RefSeq and is a predicted model, not a curated record. The transcript has 2 exons. Gene Ontology annotation, biological process: G protein-coupled receptor signaling pathway; chemotaxis; immune response. Bases 77 to 1093 code for a protein of 338 amino acids. Gene Ontology annotation, cellular component: membrane. Gene Ontology annotation, molecular function: chemokine receptor activity.
UGUUGCCCAUAUGAAGCUCUAGCACUAGAAGGGGAGAACAAAGGAAGCACAAAACAUACAGACUUGAAAACGUGACAUGGACUCAGACUCAGAUGCUCUCAGUACACCUGCCUCCUGGGUCCAGAUGGAGUCCUCUACAGUCUUUGAUUAUGAUAAAUCGAAUCUUCUAUGUGACAACAAUGUCAUCUUCUUUUCCAUCAUCUUCACCAUUGUCCUGUACUCUCUGGUAUUUCUCCUCAGCCUUGUGGGUAACAGCCUGGUUUUGUGGGUCUUGGUGAAGUAUGAGAAUCUAGAGUCACUCACCAAUGUCUUCAUCCUCAACCUGUGUCUCUCAGACCUCAUGUUCUCCUGCCUACUGCCCGUGUUGAUCUCAGCACAAUGGGGGUGGUUUCUAGGUGACUUCUUCUGCAAGUUCAUCAACAUGAUCUUCUGCAUCAGCCUCUACAGCAGCAUCUUCUUCCUUACCAUCAUGACAAUCCACCGAUACAUGUCUGUAGUGAGCCCUAUCUCCUCUCUGGGCAUCUAUACCCUCCGCUGCCGCAUGCUGGUGACCACAUCUGUGUGGGCAGCCAGUAUCCUGUUCUCCAUCCCUGAUACUGUCUUCCACAAAGUGAUUUCCUUAAAAUGUGACUUUUCUGAACGUCAUGGGUUGUUGGCCUCAGUCUACCAGCACAACAUCCUCUUCCUCCUCUCCAUGGGGAUAAUCCUGUUCUGCUAUGUACAGAUUCUCAGGACCUUGUUUCGCUCAAGAUCCAGACAGAGACACCGAACGGUCAGGCUCAUCUUCACCAUCGUGGUAGCAUACUUCCUCAGCUGGGCUCCUUACAACAUCGUUCUCUUCCUGAAAACUGAAGUCAUCCAGCUGAGCUGUGAGGGAAGGCAGCAGCUGGACUUUGCUAUGAUCAUCUGUCGCAAUUUGGCCUUCUCCCACUGCUGCUUCAAUCCAGUGCUUUAUGUCUUUGUUGGGGUCAAGUUCCGCAGACACCUAAAACGUCUCCUCCAGCAGGUCUGGCUGUGCCCAAAGACAUCCAAUCCUGUUCCAUUCUCCUACUCCCCUGGUACCUUUACAUAUGAGGGCCCCUCUUUCUACUGAGAAGAGAGGAUGGGCACAUGGAGAUGACUAGGUGAGCUGAAGGAAGACAAGAAGAAGUGAAUCAGGAAGGAAAAUAUAACAGUGGAGAUACCAGCAUUGACUACAGAGGUGUGGAGGAAAGACAUGAUAGCUCUGGGAAAGUGGCUUCCAGCUGGGCAAUUCAAAGCAACACUUCCUGAUGAAGCAACACUUCAUCAUUCAUUCUUUUACUCAGACAUAGAUUGCUUAUCAGUGAUUGGUCAAAAGAUCCUAAAUGGAAGGAUUUCUGGACUUGAAGUUAAUAGUAUGUGCUAACUUUGAAGUCAGGUUGCUGGCACAUAGGGUUGUCCCAAACUAUUUUUUUUCCACCUUGGUGAUUGCUGACUCUGUGGUUCUUAGCAGCUACUGAAGAAAACAGUCUCUUCAGGACAAGAAUAAUCACAUCUUCAAAUAAGUACAGUCACAAUGAAGUCUAGACCAUAAAAUCCCACUAAAAUGAAGAUAGUACUGUAUUCCGGCAACAGCUGCUAACACAUAAACUGGCUUUUAAACAUUUAUCUCAUAACUGAAGGAAUGAAUGCAAAAUGUGUUACUGUCUACACUAAGUAAUUAUUUGGACAAUACAAAGAAGAAUAAGAUAUUGUUGCUAACUUCCAGUUGACACCAAUCCAUCCAAGAAGAUCCAGAUAAAAAAGUCUACUUAACAGAGGCAUUCAAGUUGAAUAUUCCUCUGUCAUUUCAUCUCUUCCAAAUUGAGAAAGAUUAUUUCCUUCCAUCUGGAUAAUAGUACCAGCUUCCCCCUUUUAACCAAGUACUGCAUUCCCUUUCCCUAAGUUCACAGAGCCAGGUCCUGUGGAUGCUGCGUUUCCAGGAUCUCUCCAGCUUAUUCUCAUGAUCACAUACCCGUGACUUCACCUCUACAAUGCUCUCUAUUCCACAGUGUCUUCCUUUUGCUUCUUUUUUUCCUCUGUUCCUUCUCCAGGAAGCUGCAUGCCUGAGAUUUUUCUUUUAUUUACAGCUUCUCUGUCUGGAGUUUUUCUUUGAAGCUUUAAUAAAUUGUCCUCAAGCUUCUUUCUGAGUUACUUCUUAAAUUCUUUUAUUAAUGAAACUAAUAACCCAAAAAGAGGACCCAGAUUUCCCUGGUAAUAUAAGGUGACUCCAUCAGGAUGCUCCAGAAUUUCAGAUAACAUUAUUACCUUUGGGAAGUUUAGACUGUUAUGUCUGCAUCCAGGGCCAGAGACAGAACUCAAAUCCUGUUCUUUCAACCAAAAAUAAAUAAAAACAUAUAACAGUAGAUUUUGAAGAAUUAAUGAAAAAGUUAAAAGCCAUAAAACAGCUAUGGUUUACCCAGAAGAAGUAACUUUCAAGUGGAUAGAGAGAUGGCUCAGCAGUUAAGAGCACUGCUAUUCCUCCAGAGGGCCUAAGUUCAGUUCCCUAAGCCCACAUGGUAGCUCACAACCAUUUUUAACUCCAGUUCCACGGGAAUCCAUUGCCCUCUUCUGGCCUCCUUUCCUUUGUAAACAAAGAUGAACAUUUCAUAUAUCUGACAAUGUGCUGGUUAGAGAUGCCUCAGGAACCUUCUACUUCAUCCUACCUUAUAUCCUGUCCAUUAGCCAGGUGAACUUGGAAUUCCUUUAUGUCUCCAAGACUCAAUCUCAUCUUUGAAGAGCAGAAAUCUCUAUAGCACAGACCUGUGUUGAGUUUUAAACGUGAUGCUCUAUAGGUUUUUGGUUUUGGUUAGGGUGUGACAUACUAGGUUUUAAAUAUAUACAACCAUCUACUGCACAAUAUUUUGGUCAAAGUUGGAUCACAUAUGACUGUGGUCCCUUAAGACUAAAUCAUCUAGUGAUGUCAUAGUCAUCUUAAUUUGUCUAACUAUACCCCAGAUGAAUUGUCUAAGAAAUUCUCAAAAAUGCAUCAUUAUCCUUAAAUAACUCAUGAUUGUUGGAGGCCUGUCUUCCUCUUUUCUGUAAACUUAUUUGGGGUCUAGGUUUCAACAAGGGUAUUUGAAAUCUUUCUUAUAGGAACAGGACUGAGGAUGAGGGUUCAGAGACAACAGAGUCAUGUGACUAAUCCUGGUAAAUCAGACUCUGGAGACCAGCAUCAGGGUGUAGAUCUGAGUUUAUUGCCCAGCACAUUAGCUUAUAGAGAGUGUUUGAGCAAUCCCAAGCCUCUAAAUCCUUGGCCAGUCAUAGCUCACCACAUCUCAGCUCCAAUAAAAGCUGAGAUUGAGGAGGUAACUCAGAGAGGGGUUGGGGGAAGCAUCAUCACCUAUUGGGACGUCCAUGAACACUCAGAAGCAACCGCACUGUCCUGGCCUUAGUUCCUUUUUGCUUUCUUACUGGUGUUCUGGAGCCAUCUUAGAUCUAAUGCUAUGUACGGUAGAUCAGGACUCUUCAAGUUGUCACAGGAGCCUGUGGCGCUGUGUGCUCUCCAUCCCACAUUUUUUCUUCACAAGGUUGUCUUCCACAUCCCCCACACUCUCAUCCUUAAACACCCCAAAGCUGUUCAGACUGUGGUAAGAGCAAGUUUUUCUUAGUUCACUAUAUUGAUCAAUCUUCAUUUCUGAUGUCACUUCCUCCCACUUCUCCCCUUUUUUGUUUUCCUUUGUUAACAGAAAAGGGAAUCAUUUCUGUUCACGAGGUUCCUUUUUAUCCCCAUCUACAAACUGCCAACUCCAUCAAGUUAAUGUUGUCUCGUAUACCUCUAGUAUAAAAUAUGAAAUUAACUAAAAAGAUUUAUUUUUCCUUCCUGUAUGAAUAUAUCCUGAAAACCUGGAAUGCUUUAGUCUGGCAGAUGCCACUAUUUUGCAAAAGUACACAGGCAUUUCUAGCUAAAAUGGCAAAAAGUAAGGCAGAGUGAGAGGCCAGUCAGAGUUAAGGAGCAGAACCUAAUCACGGGCUGACAUUCCUACGUACUGUCCCAUUUCUUUAGCAUGUUCAUCGAUACUGGACUCGGAAUGCAGUGUUCUUUCAUCUAGCUUUAGGGUGCUUUGCAACUCAGCAACAAGGAAACACAGGGCUGAGGAAGCUAAACAUGAUAAGUAGUUCAUUAGCACAUAUUUUCAAACACUGAUUUUUAAUUCUUUGUUAAUGAGGGGAAUCAAAAACUGAGAACUUAGGUCCAGCAAUACACACUAAGUUCAGUUUUUUAGUUAGAUAAAUAAAA